Seminavis robusta is the source of this 2259-nucleotide messenger RNA. Lineage: Eukaryota; Bacillariophyta; Bacillariophyceae; Naviculales; Naviculaceae. The record is from the annotation of a GenBank genome assembly.
AUGAAGUUCUCCUUUGCCAUUGUGUUCGCUGCUGCCCUCCAACCAGUUGUUGGCGCCACCACGAACCGCAGUUCCUCCUUUUUUCUGCCUUCCAACAGCACUGUUGCUCGAAGCUCCCUCCGAGGACGCGACCUCCAAACAGCCUCGACACUGGACAGUGGCAAGUCCGUUGUCAACAACAUUGGGUACAUCUUGCGCGGUUAUGACACUGUCAAGGGUAACCCGCUAGACACUAGUGGGAUGGCCAAUGUUGACCACGGUUACCGUCAGCCCAUUUUUGACGUGUCCUCGACCGGGUAUGAGCUAAUGCCUGAUCUCGAGCAUUACACCCCGAAGAGCAUCAACGUUCUUGAAUGCGAGGGGUGCAACAUGGAUUUCAGCACCAGAGUCCUUGACACCUCGCAAGCUUAUGUCAACUCUCUUUCCGCCAAAGUCUCUGUACAAGGCCGGGUCGGAGGAUUCUUCAUGAAAGGUUCUUUUUCUGCUUCCCAAGCUUACCAAUCAUCUACUGACAGAUUCUUCAACAAACACGAAGUCUCCACAGAAUCGGAGGUAUCCUGCUGUGUCUAUCAAGCUGAGCUUCAGGCGUACAACAUGCCUCCGUAUUCCCAGAACUUUUUGGCUGCCGUGAAAAGGAUGACAGAUGUCCAGAAUGACAGCGACAGGCUGAGGCAGGAAGUUCGGCUUUUCGUCCAAAACUUUGGCACACACUAUGUCAGCAAGGCGACCAUGGGGUCGCUAUUUGGAGAACAGAGUUUCCUGAGCAAGGAAGCUGCGAGUCAGAAAGAUUCUCAAGGAAAUGACAUAACGGUGCAAGCAACAAUGAGUGGUUGGAUUGCUUCGGGCAGCGUUGAUGCUAGCCUCACGACGAAAAACGCUGCUGCCAGCGAGUUCCGCAAGAAGACUACCCAGCGUUCUGUCUACUCUCGAGGAGCCAAGCCACCGGUAAACGGUGACAUCAACCAAUGGCUGCAGGAUUCGUCUAAGAAUCCUUUGCCCACGUACAUCGAGGUUCAGGCCAUCGUGGACCUCGAUGUCUUCAACGGGAAAACCAAAGUGUUGGAAGCGCUCAAGAGUGCUCUUUCUGGUUAUUGCCAGGAAGUGGGGCAGUGUGACGUGCCUUCGGGUACGCAGCACGUCACAUCGGUUGGGGAGCUAGCAAGUCAGAAAACGACAGCCCAUUACCCCGAACUAGUUGGUGGUGGACACCAUAGAUUUGCCAGUGUUCCUGACGGAAUCGAAGAAAGCAUUCUCAGCAACGCCUGGGUUUACACGGGCCUGCGUGGUGAUUUCUCCAACGACGGCACGAAUAUUGACAAACACUACUACUCAAUCAUUGCGGACUUUAGAGACCCCAACCACAUGGAGAAUGUAGAGUACGGUAACAACGGCCAGUGGACAGGGCUUGACGAGCACUUUUGGAUUGGAUGCCCCGCCGGAAAGGCAAUUGUUGGCAUGUCAACAAAAUACAACUACCAAGCCCAGGACAGGCAGUUUAGGGUCAAAUGUGCAAGCUUUGCGAACAUGGAUAUAGCUCAUUACGGCUGGAAGCCAUCGGGCUUGCAAAUGACGAAUGGGUGGGCGGAUCUCCCAGUCCUCAACAACUAUGGCGAGUCGCUGAACUACAACUGCCCCCGAAAUCAUGUUAUGCUUCAGAUGGAGUCAAUUCACGACAAUGGUUCAAGAGACAGGAUUUUUAAAAUUAUGUGUGGUCUUGUCAGGGGCAAGCCAACCCCUGGCACGAGCAAGCUCACACCACACAUCAACGACUACACGAGGAACUUUGUCUACUGGACCCUCAACAGCGCAGUCUUCAAAGGCAUUGUUUUCACCUAUGAUCACAGCUCCAAGGACAAAGCAUUCAAAUUCGUCGAGCUGGGGUUGCCCGCUGGAGUUACCACAACUGCAACCGGACGGAGUGGCUGGCUGAGAAACGACUUUGUCUAUUCAUGCCCUGGCGGCAAAGUCAUUACUGGAUUCGAAUCCGCAUACACCAACUCUGGCUCGAAUAGAUCCUACAAAAUCCAAUGCAGUGCAAUCAGAUCAUACAACAUCCUUGACCAAGGAGGAGCUGUUGUCAAUGCUGGUGCUCAGUAUUCUCAUGAUUUCUUUUCAGGAUUUCGAGGAGCGGGCUCCAGCGCCACGCUGGAAUGCCCGAAUAACCAGGUGAUGACAGGUGUCAGGAACAGGUGGGAUUACAAUGCGGGAGGUGCCGCCUUUAGCAUCUUGUGCAAUGGUUUCACCAACGGAGCCCAGUAA